UCUCAUUCCUCUAUUUAAGUUCAACUCACACAUGUACAUUUUCUACAUGAUCUAGUAAAGUGUUUAUCUUAUCUAUGGCUAUUUGUUUCAUUGCAUAGACCAUAAGUACAAUCAUGUCGUUUCUGCAUUAUGUGGUAGUUAUUUUAUUUGUUAUAAUAUCUGCUGCAAAGUCGGAAUGUCAAAGAGGCUGGUUGCAUUUUGGAAAUUCUUGCUACUUUUUCAGUUCUAGACAUAAAUCAUGGUUGGAUGCUGCAAAUUUCUGUAGAGCAUACCAUUCGGAAUUAGCAUCAGUAGAGACUGGAGCAGAAAAUGACUUCAUAGCAGACAAUAUAAAUCGUAUAAAAAAUGGAUUGUCCAAAAAGCGAAACACUGAUCCUGACUUUUGGAUAGGUGGAACAGAUGCAGUAAUUGAGGGUGUAUGGGUCUGGGCAGCCAGUGGAAAAGCCAUAACCUACAGUAAUUUUAUACACCCACCGGAGAAUUCAGUACAUGAGAACCCAGACGGUGCAAACUGUCUCGAGAUUGUCCAGUGGACAGGCAGAGUGGGCAAAUGGCAUGAUGAUAACUGUUUGGACGAAUCGCACUUUAUUUGUGAAAUGGAAUUUCCAGCAUCAGGAGGAGGUAUUGUGGGAUAACACCAAGCGCUCAGCUUAUAAUAACAAUAAUUUUUUUUGUG
Mytilus trossulus (common blue mussel) is the source of this 676-nucleotide messenger RNA. Its product is annotated as perlucin-like. Gene Ontology annotation, molecular function: signaling receptor activity. The transcript has 5 exons. The coding region runs from base 114 to 635 and encodes 173 amino acids. NCBI's taxonomy places the organism in Eukaryota, Metazoa, Mollusca, Bivalvia, Mytilida, Mytilidae. The record is from RefSeq and is a predicted model, not a curated record.